Molecule: messenger RNA, 2039 nt
Organism: Solenopsis invicta (red fire ant)
Lineage: Eukaryota; Metazoa; Arthropoda; Insecta; Hymenoptera; Formicidae
Gene: nAChRb2
Product: neuronal acetylcholine receptor subunit alpha-2
Exons: 7
Coding region: 122-1384 (420 amino acids)
Biological process (GO): chemical synaptic transmission; regulation of membrane potential; signal transduction
Cellular component (GO): membrane; synapse; neuron projection
Molecular function (GO): transmembrane signaling receptor activity; extracellular ligand-gated monoatomic ion channel activity; neurotransmitter receptor activity
Source: RefSeq, a predicted model, not a curated record
GAGGUCUGCAGUUUUACAUUUCACUGGGCGUAUGGUUAUCGUCGGUUCUGCUCUCACAAUCCAUUAUUAAACGAUUCAGUCGUUGUACAUCCGUUCAUCGUUCACAGUGUAGAUAUUUAAAAUGAACAAAAACGGUAUCUUUUUCGUCUUGCUAUCUAUUUUUCAUAUUGUUUACACCGAUGUAAUACUGGAUACUUGUAACGAGAACAAAUCACCAAUGGUGAAAUUAAAAAGGUCUCUCCUGUGCGAAUAUGAUUCCAGUGUAAGACCGGUAAAAAAUAAUAAUAAUGUAACGGUUGUGAGUUUCUAUCUGAAGCCGUACUUCUUUGAGUACACUCAUGAAGAUCAAAUCUUCACGUUGCAUGCGUGGAUGUCAAUGAUAUGGAACGAUUCGCAUUUGACAUGGGAGCCUUCACAAAACAAUAACAUUGACUGGAUGCCUAUAUCAAGUUAUCAAAUUUGGGUGCCUGACAUUUUGAUACAUAACGAACGAAUUGGAGAAAGCACAUCGGAUUAUAGUCGUUCAAAAUGUUGGGUCUCACACCAGGGGAUUGUAAAAUGGUUAACAGCAGCCAAAUAUUCCUCAUCUUGCGUCUCAGAUAACACGUGGUGGCCGUACAAUAUCAUGAAUUGCACGAUACAAUUCGGAUCGUGGUCACAUUCUGAUGACGAAGUCAAGCUUUAUUCACAUCGGAAUACGACUACUGUAGAAAUAAAAAACGUCGAAUGGGAUUUAGUGAAACUUUAUAUGACGAGAUGGGAGAAUAAAUAUAAAUAUAACUCGGGUUCAAGUGUUAAAAUGAUUUCCUAUCAUUUUAUUCUGAGGAGUAAUUGGAGCAUCAUAAACAUUAUAUACUUAUCACCUACUAUAGUGCUAAUGGUGAUGACUCUAAUGACAUUAUGGCUAGAACCAAAAUCCUAUGAACGUAUGGUGAUUGCUAAUAUCAAUUUUAUUUGUCAUUUAUUGAGUAUACAAGACGUGCAUUGGGAAAUGCCGAGGAGUGGCUUUAACACUCCUAAAAUGCUGACUUUUUAUGAGGGUUCUCUCGGAAUAGCAACGUUCGCUCUUAUCCUUACCAGUAUCUUGCGAUACUUGCAAGAAGUGACUACCGAGCCACCCGUGUGGAUUUCAGCUAGCACGACGUCCAUUUUGCGCAGCCGAGUUGGUCGGAUUCUUCUAGUCAGCAUCCUAGAUCCGGCCGCGACAGCCAAAAUAGAAAUAGACGUGGACGACAAUACCGACCUCGUGCAAUCGAAUGGCAAAAGGUCGCCAUGGAAAUAUAUUAUAUUGCUAAUAGGAUGGUUAGCAUUUCUAAGCGCAGUUCUCGCUUAUAUUAUACUGUUAAGCACGUGUUAUCCUACAAAGUAUACAAUGACGUACUAACUUUUUAUAAAAAAUAGAUUUCUUCAUAUGAUAUUGUUGAGGAUAUGUAUGAUAAUUUUCUUGUUAAAUGAUAUGAUUAUACGUUCAAAAAAAUAUAAUUAGAAAAAUAUAAUAUUCAUAUAUGUAAGCAUAUUGGAUAUAUAUUGAUAUACAGAUUGAAUCUGAUAUCAAAAGGAUGGUUUUCUCUUUUCUUCUUAUAAAUACCUUUAUUUUGUAAAACAGGUUUGCUUUGGACACUUAUAUUAAUAUCGUUCGUUUUUGUUUAUUCAAUAACAGUGUCAAUUGCAACUUAAUCCUACAUAUAUCUCAUAAUAAAUAGAUAAUUCAGGAAAUAUAGAUAGAACGAAAGUAACUGCCCAAAAAUAUACCUAACAUUUAUAUAUGGCGCCGUUAUGUUCAAUAACUCAUUGUCAUUUCCGAAUGAUACUUAUAUUUAAACUUUCAAUACGAUCUCGCUGAAUUUCACGAUUUUACAGCGAUCAACAUUUCGUUACACUAUGUACACAUCAUGAUUUAGCAUUUCCACCCCAGAAAAAUCUUCAAAAUGUACAAGUAAAAAAAGGUCCAUUAUGAAGAUACAUUAUGUGGUCAACCGUUUCUGUCGUAUACAAUUCAAAAAGAUAUGUGUAUAGAAACGAAUAAAUUCACACGAACG